Molecule: messenger RNA, 303 nt
Organism: Purpureocillium lilacinum
Lineage: Eukaryota; Fungi; Ascomycota; Sordariomycetes; Hypocreales; Ophiocordycipitaceae
Product: cytochrome c oxidase subunit 6B
Cellular component (GO): respiratory chain complex IV; mitochondrion
Source: RefSeq, a predicted model, not a curated record
AUGGCUGAAGAAGACGGUCAGGAGCUUGUCAGCAAGCCCUUCAAGUUCGUGACUGCCGGUAAGCUCACCCGCGACCACCCGACGAGCGCGAGCACCGACGCCCGCUUCCCCAACCAGAACCAGACCAAGCACUGCUGGCAGAACUACGUCGACUACCACAAGUGCAUCAACGCCAAGGGAGAGGACUUUGCCCCCUGCCGCCAGUUCUGGCUGUCAUACCGAUCACUGUGCCCCUCCGGCUGGUACCAGCGCUGGGACGAGCAGCGCGAGGCUGGCAACUUCCCCGUCAGGCUGGACGCUUAG